This is a messenger RNA of Echinococcus granulosus, 1254 nucleotides long. RefSeq lists its product as hypothetical. The coding region runs from base 1 to 1254 and encodes 417 amino acids. The transcript has 5 exons. The record is from RefSeq and is a predicted model, not a curated record. NCBI's taxonomy places the organism in Eukaryota, Metazoa, Platyhelminthes, Cestoda, Cyclophyllidea, Taeniidae.
AUGGAUCCAAGACGGUAUAAAAAUACCUGUCGAUCAGUACUAAGACCGGAGUAUCUCAGUUCUUCUGAGACCAUGAACCGUGGGGUUAACACAAAUACUGCUCCGGUUUAUUCUGAUGGGUAUACUGUUCCAAUGAGGAAUCGUCAUGACCGCUUUGCAACUGGCCAGUCGUAUAGUGUAAUCAGAAGUCAUUAUGCCAAUGAUCCAAAUUUUAUGUACCACAAACAAUUUAGAAAUGACGAAACCCGAAGUAAACAGCCAGGUCACAAUCAAACUGAGCAAUUACGACGCUCCAGAGAAAUGGAUAUGUUCAAAGACAUCGGUUUUAAUUUCGAAAACGAAGUUUUGAGGGCCGUCCGGUUCAUGUAUUCGGACAAGCGCUCAAGUAGCAACCAAAAUAUGCGAGUGACAAAGAAGGUUAAUCUGUCCUCCACGCACUCUGUAGUGCGCGUUGCCACUCGUCUUUCCAAUCGUGUGCUGUCGUUGUAUGAAAGGAAUCUACUUAAACGCAUUUUAGUCAGUAUGCAUGAAAAGGUCAAUGAGGCGGCAUGCAGGCGAUUGCUAGUGCGACUCGUCAAGGCACCAACUGUGCCCUGUACACCCAAUUGUUCGUGGUGUCAGCGUAUCACUACGGAAGGAUGUAUUUCCCGCUCCUAUUCCAACCAGAAUUACAAUAGCGAUGAGGACAACAGUUACGCUGUCACAGGUGCCAAGUGGGUCGGCUCAAACGUAAGCGGCAGCAGGCACUUUGCACUGCCUCCGGAAAACGGUCCAUGCCCUGUGGGGAUAACUGACAGGUCCUUUUGUCAAUCCCUCUCUCUUGACGCGAGUCCCCUUUCUGAGCCGUGCGCCACCCCACCGGCAACCUUCGUCGAGCGCUAUAUCGACGUCCAUCACGACCAUCUGCCUCCAGAUGAUGGACCCACGCGAUCACCGGAGAUGCAUUUGGUGCUCAGGGUUACUCCGGCGCCCAAAAUCGCUUUUCAUGUCGUUGAUUGGUGGUUUAAUGAAAUUCGAAUUUGGGGAUCCCCAGUUGAGUGGGCAUUUGUUGCGACACAGCAGCAGUCGAAACGUGGCCCGCGACGGGCCCAUUCGGCACCAGUCCAAGAACUGGCAACAGCUAUGUGGGCUUUCUCCACCAUUGCCAUCACAAUUAACUUCUUUGGCAACGGCGAUGUCGCUCAAUCUCCAGCUCCACGUAAUGCCCUUCGGGAGAGUGGUGCACUCCUUCCCAGACAAAACCUGAACUUAUAA